GGAUUCUCCAUGUUGGACCCAAACUGAGGAGCCCGGAGCUGCCACCGGGGGAUCGGGGCCGGGGGCACCCGGGGGAGCCGCUGCCCGGGCCGCCCGCCCUCCGUCCAGGCCACCUCCCUUCGCGGCCCGGGGAGGAAACGAGAAGGGGGGAUGUGAACAGCGGUGGGAGCCGAGACUAGGGAGCCAGAGCGGAGCGGGCCCCCGCCCAGGCCCCCAGCCCAGCCCUGCCCAGCCUGCGCGCCCGCCCGUCCUCCCGCCCAGCCAGCCCGGGCCCGCGGAAUUGUUAGAUGGAACACGGCUCCAUCAUCACCCAGGCGCGGAGGGAAGACGCCCUGGUGCUCACCAAGCAAGGCCUGGCCUCCAAGUCCUCUCCUAAGAAGCCACGCGGGCGGAACAUCUUCAAGGCCCUCUUUUGCUGUCUACGCACCCAGCAUGUCGGCCAGUCCAGCUCCUGCACCGAGCUCGCCGCCUACAAGGAGGAAGCCAACACCAUUGCUAAGUCGGAUCUGCUCCAGUGUCUCCAGUACCAGUUUUACCAGAUCCCUGGGACCUGCCUGCUCCCGGAGGUGACGGAGGAAGACCAAGGGAGGAUCUGUGUGGUCAUUGACCUGGAUGAAACCCUUGUGCACAGUUCCUUUAAGCCAAUCAACAAUGCUGACUUCAUAGUGCCUGUAGAGAUUGAGGGGACCACGCACCAGGUGUACGUGCUCAAGAGGCCUUAUGUGGAUGAGUUCCUGAGACGCAUGGGGGAGCUCUUCGAAUGUGUGCUGUUCACUGCCAGCCUGGCCAAGUAUGCCGACCCCGUGACGGACCUGCUGGACCGGUGUGGGGUGUUCCGGGCCCGCCUGUUCCGGGAGUCCUGCGUGUUCCACCAGGGCUGCUACGUCAAGGACCUCAGCCGCCUGGGGCGGGACCUGAGGAAAACCCUCAUCCUGGACAACUCGCCGGCGUCGUACAUCUUCCACCCGGAGAACGCGGUGCCUGUGCAGUCCUGGUUUGAUGACAUGGCGGAUACGGAGCUGCUCAACCUGAUUCCAAUCUUCGAGGAGCUAAGCGGGGCAGACGACGUCUACACCAGCCUUGGGCAGCUGCGGGCCCCUUAGCCUUCCUGCUUGCGAGCAGCGGCGAUCCCGGCAGGGGACUUUGCUACACUGUGCCUUUUUGAUCAGCCUGACGGCCAGAGCGAAGCUGGAGCACUGUGCAGACGGGGCCUGGAAGUGGACGUGGUUGGAAAGAGCUCCAGGGCAGGCUGCAUGCCGGCCGGGUGGAGCGCACCAGCAGUACCCAGAGAUGCCUGUUCCAGGCCGGCUGCCAAGAUUGUGUGUGUGUGUGUGUGUGUGUUGUGUGUGACGAGAGAGAGGAAGAGUGCGUGAGAGUCUUCAGGAAGAAGUGUGGACCCAGGGAGUUCAGCGUUGGAAGCGGAAGAAGCUGAAAGACCGACUUUUCCCAAGUUAGUUCAUCUCUCCUGCCGUUCUCUGAGCCGCUGAGCUUUACAGGGGUAAAGACUACGAUUGCAGGCUCGGUUGCCAAGCCAUGGCCUCCCCGCGGGGCUGGAAGGCCUCUGCAGGGGGCAAGGCAGGGUCAGAGCUGCCCUGGAUGCGCCAGGCGCACGCCUUUCUGAGAACUCUCCGGCCCAGCUGCUGCAGAUCAAAGAUGCCAUUUCUGGGAAGAGGAGGACUUGCUUCCGGAACCAGUGACCCCGGGACCGUCGGGUCCUGUGGCCCGAGGGUUCUAUUGCCAUCAGCUGAGUACCUGCUGUGGGCCCCGUCUGUGUCUCCCCAAGGUUUGGGCGCCGGGCCUCCCUUCCUCACCACCUAGCCAUAGUCCCGAUCCCGUGGGGAAGGCAGCGUGCUGCCAGCCCUGGAAGAGGACCGAUAACCCAUUUCCGUUCUUUUGACUCUUUUGAAAUUCUCUUUCUAAACAUGGAAUGUUGGACCUGGCUUGUGUCUGGCAAAGCUGCCAUCCUGGGCCCGAGGUGAACGUGGGCGGUGCGGGGGGCGGGGAAGAGUGCAGUCCCCGGAGCGUGAGCGUGCGUCUUCUCGCCUUGUACAUCAGCUCUGCUCUCCGUAAGUCCGCUCUUCAGGGAUCCGCUGGUGCUGGUGCUGGUGCUGGUGCUGGCGCAGGGACUUCGUUCCAGAGCCUGGGAAGGCUGUCCAAGCUGCCCCAGCCCCUCCCGUGGCUCGGGCAGGCUUCUUUCCUGUUGCGUCUUCCUGGGCGUCCGUCCUGUGCUGAAAUGUGUGUUCCUGUCUUCGUCCUUCCUAUCUGUCACUGUCCCUCCGAGUCUCAGCACUCCGCUUUGCCAGAACCGGGGGGGACAGGUUCUCGCCGUACGGUUAGCCAGCCGCCCGCCCCUGCAGCGGGAGUGAGUGAGUGAGCGAGCGAGCGAGCGAGCGAGCGAGUCCCUCACAGACCUGCACUCUGGGUGUCUCUUGCUUUCAAAAAUGGUUAAUAGUGAAUGCUUUAAAAAAAAAAAGUCACAAAAUGGAAAUUUCCCCCCGCGGGGGUGGGAAGCAGAGGAGGAAGUGCUGCUGUGUUGGGAGCACAAGGGGCCCUCUGCGAGGGGGACCCCACCUCAGCGUCACUGCCUUAAUCAAGGCCUCCCCCGGGAUCGGGUGGGGCUCUCCCUCCCUCCCUCCUGGGAUGGGGGGCGAUGCUGUCCCCGUCUCCGUGUUCCCUGGAGGUGGACAUCACCAAGCAUUUGUGAAUCGCUUCCGGAGCGGGUGCGCUGACCACUCGGGACUCGUCCUAGCCACCUUCGCAGUUUCCGCAGGGUAGGUCCCGCCUCGGCCUCAGGAACUCACCGGUUAGGGGCCAGGUGGCAGAGCGGCGGCUGGGCGUCGGGAGUGCAGCUGCGCGGCCGGGCCCGUUGUGUCACCUUCCCUCCUCGGCUCGGUGGGGCCGCCCUGCCUUUCUCUUGGUUGGCAGAGGUGGUACAGAGCACCCAGCCCGCCGGGGGCCCCCCCGCAGGUGGAGGCAGAGGCUCCCGGUGCUAGCCAGGAAGGCCGUCUGCGGAAGGAAAGGGGACGCUCGGACGCCAAGGACAGGUGCGCGAGAGACGCCGGCCCUGGCCUCUGCUGCCGUUCCAACACCACAGGACGGGCGUCUCUCCCGAGCUCUGCCCCGAGCGUAGGCCUCAGCCAAGUCUCCUGUCGCUUGGCCUGGCCAGGCUUUUCUGACGAAGCAAUAAGAGGCCCUGAGCUGAUGGAGUUCAGGAACCCUUUCUGCCCUCUCUGAGAUGUCCGUGUUUUCCCGCACGGAGAACGCGUGCCACCCCCAUUCCGGUCAGGCUUGUCCCAGUGCGUGAGGUGUGACCCGCGCCGAAGCCUAGGAUGGCUUGGUGGGAGUGUCCCGCGCUCCUGCCCCAGGCCCGGCUUCCCAGGCCCCGCCCGUGUGAGAGCCCGCCUGCUGGCUCGCUGAGCGCAGGUUUUCCUGGUCGAGCUCCCUCCAUUCCCUUUCCCAGAGAAGCAACGUGGCCAAAUCUAAACGAGGGCGGCCGCGGGCCUGAAGUCAGCAUCCGCUGUCCGCCAGCUAGUGUCACAGUGUUGGGGCCAGCGGUGACUGCAGCUUCCCGGAGGAGCCAGGCAGCCGUACCUAACGGAGGAGGGCGAGGCGGGGAGGAAGCCGCUCCUCCAGACUGGUCUCCGGGAGCCCGCAGGCCGCUGGGCCUGGCGUCGGCACCCGCUCAAGCCAUGCUGGACUCUGCCCACCCGCCAGGUUCAGCUCUCCAAGGUGCCUCUUCAGGGACACAGUGUGUCUCUCUGAUUGGGCUUCUAAAUCAAAAGCCUGAUGUUCUCGUCCCUCUUAUAGGGGGAGCUUUGGCACAGGACCAGUUCGGUAACGGGUCAGAUAAGGGCUUCCUCUCUGCACAUUGUAGAGGGGACGCCCUGGAGGCCCGGGGGUCCUUUGCUCGAGUGAGUUUGCCUUCAGUUAACCUGGGACCUUCCAUUUAGUUCCCUCCUUCCUCCCAAAGAUUUUUGUGUAAACGUAUGAGUUCAGCUCUGUUAACAGUGGCCCAGGAGUUCUUUUGUACUGAAAGCGGAGGGGUCUCAAGGCGGUGAUUCCCUGGUUCUGCUGCCCGCCCCUUCUGAGUUUUCACGUCGGGGCAGCCGCUCGCACAGCUGGCCUGCGCCGAAUGGCCCAGCGGGCCGGGUGCUGGAGGAAGGUAAGCCCGUUUUCCCCCUCUGCCCUUCACUUGGUCGUAAGUGUUACUGUCCUUCAACCACCGUUUUUUCUGAAAUGGCUUGGUUUUGUCUUUUGCCUUUUUUUUAAACGCAAGUAAAUAUCCGCAUAUUCAACCACAGGAGAAGAGGUGGGGGGGUCUGGCCCGCAGUCCCCGGAGCAGACUCCCUCCUCCUCCGCCCCAUGAGCUUCUUUGCUUCUAAUUACCCCAAGUUUGCUGUGAUCCCCUUUGAAGAUGCCAUUGGGAGGGGAGGAGGUCCGCUUCCCGCUGUGACCGGGCUAUGGGAUUCUGACUACCUUGCUUCAUGAUUUGAUAAAUUCGUUGUAUUCAAAAACUUGAAAUGUAGGACGCCAUUAAGUGUCUGUUUAUAUUUUUGGAAUAUUUGUAUUACUUACAAUUAAUUAAUAAAAGCGGGUUUUUUAAAACCUA
Molecule: messenger RNA, 4609 nt
Organism: Chinchilla lanigera (long-tailed chinchilla)
Lineage: Eukaryota; Metazoa; Chordata; Mammalia; Rodentia; Chinchillidae
Gene: Ctdsp2
Product: CTD (carboxy-terminal domain, RNA polymerase II, polypeptide A) small phosphatase 2
Exons: 8
Coding region: 288-1103 (271 amino acids)
Molecular function (GO): RNA polymerase II CTD heptapeptide repeat phosphatase activity
Source: RefSeq, a predicted model, not a curated record